Haliotis rubra (blacklip abalone) is the source of this 1078-nucleotide messenger RNA. RefSeq names its product fibrinogen-like protein 1. The record is from RefSeq and is a predicted model, not a curated record. The coding region runs from base 1 to 1068 and encodes 355 amino acids. The transcript is spliced from 3 exons. Lineage: Eukaryota; Metazoa; Mollusca; Gastropoda; Lepetellida; Haliotidae.
AUGGAAUUUGCUACAAUUAUUGUCUUGGUAAUUGUUUUCGUAGACUAUGUGGUCUCUGGGGACUUUAGGGGUUUUGAGGUUGUGGGGUCGUGUCUGGAUCCCUACAGUUUCAAUGGUGGACCAUUGAGGACAGCUGUGGGUCACACGGCAACAUCCUGUGCCAUCCUAUGCAGUGGGGAGACGCGAUGUCAUUCCUUCACCUUCAGGAAAUCCUGUUCGACCUGUUUCCUCCAUCAUGCUUACAUCCCUUACUGGCCCUGUGACAAACCUGGCGACAUCCACUACAACGACGUUCACAACCCCUGUCUUCACGGCGGAGAUUACAAUCCUGGUACAAGCACCUGUAAAUGCUUCGGGGGAUACAAGGGGGAUAUCUGUGGGCAAGUGAUGGAAGACUGUUCCGAUGGAAUGGCUUAUUACUACGGUCAGAAUGGCGAAUUUAUCAUUCAACCUAAUCUGUCUCCCCUACCGUUUAUUGUCUACUGUGAAAUGAACUUUGGUGGGCGAACCACAAUCCUGAAACAGAAAACUGGUAAUGAAAACUUCAACAGACCAUGGGAUGACUACAAGAAUGGAUUUGGAAACAUUUCAGGAGAUCACUGGCUGGGCAAUGACUACAUCCACUACAUCAGCUACAGCAGAAAACACUCACUCUUGGUACAGGUUGAAACGGGAAGCAGCUAUCAUGACUAUUACAUACAGGACUUUGGAGUGGAUGAUGAAUCAAGUAAUUAUAACCUGACGUUUGGGUCACACUUCACCAGUGACAAGUAUCAUGAAUCCCUCGAAGACUGUCUAGGACCUUUGUCCGGUUCAUCAUUCAGCACCCCGGAUCGUGACAAUGACAACAGUGCUCGGAACUGCGCUCAGGACUUUCAGUCAGGCUGGUGGUUCAAAGACUGCUCCACCUGCAAUCCCACAGGCGUUUAUGAGGCAUCACCCGUUGGUGGACAAGCUGGAGCAGCUGACAGUAACCUCCACUGGACACCAGGGCAGGGUCUGGGAAACCGGUCCCCAAGGCAGAUGAUCUUGUACCUGGUCUACAACAACCCAGAUACUUGGGGAUAAGCUGCAAGCU